AUGCCCCCGCUGCCCAGCACUGUGGGCCUGGCAGUCCUGUUCUUCUGGGCAGGCCAGACAGUGAACACCUUGAUGCCCAAUGCCACCCUAGUGCUGGCUUGGACCAAGGGCACAGCAGUGCACUCCCUGAGUGGCCUGGGGGUGCCCCACUACCGGCGGAAGCGCCACAUCUCUGCCCGGGACAUGAGUGCCUUACUGGACUAUCACAACCACAUCAGGGCCAGCGUGCACCCACCAGCUGCCAACAUGGAGUAUAUGAUCUGGGACGAGCGGCUGGCCAGGUCUGCUGAGGCCUGGGCCACCCAGUGCAUCUGGGCCCACGGGCCCUCACAGCUGAUGAGAUACGUGGGCCAGAACCUCGCCAUCCAUUCUGGCCAGUACCGCUCGGUGGUGGAUCUCGUGAAGUCUUGGUCUGAGGAGAAGCGGCAUUACUUGUUUCCAGCCCCAAAGGAUUGCAACCCACACUGCCCCUGGCGCUGCACUGGCCCUGUGUGCUCCCACUACACUCAGAUGGUGUGGGCAUCCUCCAACCGGCUGGGCUGUGCCAUCCACACCUGUGGCAGCAUUAGCGUCUGGGGCAGCACUUGGCACCAGGCAGUGUACUUGGUCUGCAAUUACGCUAUUAAGGGCAACUGGAUCGGCGAGGCUCCAUACAAGAUGGGGAGGCCAUGUUCUGCCUGCCCCCCCAGUUACCAAGGCAGCUGCAGUAGCAAUAUGUGCUCCUCUGGGCUCAAAUCCAACCGGCUCCUGUGGUUCUAAAUUUUCCCUGUGCUCUGGCGGGCCUUCAGUGGGCUUGACCCUCUAAGGGUCCCUCCCUAAAGAUGGGUCAAGGAAAAAAAAAAUUUAAAGACAUGAAUUGGACUCCCUCCACUCAUCUGAAAUUUUCUCCUGAUUCCAUUUUCUAAAUGUCUAGCAUGUGCCAGAAGAAAACGACUGCCUUGCCUUCCUUCUUUAGUCAGUUCCAUCUUUCUUUUCUCUGGCCUCCAGGAAGGAGGCCUGCGUUUUUAAUCGACUCACUUCUCAGAGAACCUGGGUUGGAAGGAACAGUGGCAGCAGUUUUGUGACUCUCAGGCCUCAAACUCACAAGUCUUUGGCCAUGCAAUAAAAGGUAUCUAUUAA
Molecule: messenger RNA, 1119 nt
Organism: Eptesicus fuscus (big brown bat)
Lineage: Eukaryota; Metazoa; Chordata; Mammalia; Chiroptera; Vespertilionidae
Gene: R3HDML
Product: R3H domain containing like
Exons: 5
Coding region: 1-759 (252 amino acids)
Source: RefSeq, a predicted model, not a curated record